AUACGUUUCUUUCUCUUGAUUCGUCACUUUUGUUGCAAGCGAAAUGAAUAUCUUCGAUAUAUUGGGGAACGGCAAAAGCAGACUUUGCAGAGCACCAUGAAACACCACAAGCAAGGAGUGGGAAUUCGCUGGAAAUUUAUGACUUGACCUAAUGGAGCUUUGAUAGCGGGACAUCACCAAUCACAUGAUCAGCAUUACUUGUGCCAUGUGCAUUUGAGCAGAUUUGCAACAGCAGAGACGACGCACAACCGAACGCUUUGGAGGUUUUUUCUCAGCUUUCGGACCUCAAAUGGAAACGUUCUGAAGAUGAAAUUCGACGUUGACAAAGCUUUGACCAGGCUUGGCAAUUUCAACCGAUGGAGACUGCUGAUGUAUACCUGUGUAGCCUUAUCGUUCAAUGUGUCCGGCACAUGGCAUAUGAUGGUGGUGGUCUUCACUGGCGGUGAACCCGACCACCAUUGUAAUCUUCCACCGAAUGUCACGAAAGAAGAUGCUAUACCCAAAGAGAUCGUUCACGGAAAGUCAGUGUAUUCUCAUUGCAAGCAAUACAUCAACCUGAGCUCGGAGACGAACGAGACAGAAAACUGUCCGCAUGGUUGGUGGUAUGAUCCAGAUAUAGGCAAGACGACAGUCACCGAGUGGGAUUUAGUCUGCGACCGUAACUUUUACGUAGAGACCUCACAAUCCGUGUUCGUUGCGGGGGUUUUGGUUGGUGCUCUUCUCUUCACAACCAUGGCCGACCGUUUCGGGAGGAAACCUGUUCAUUUUGCCUGCCAAUGGGCCAUGAUUGUUAUCGGGACGCUUUGCGCUGUCGUCCCAGACUUUACCUCAUUUGCUGCGCUAAAGUUUUUUAAUGGUGCUCUCAGAGAGGGCACUGGACUAACAGGGAUCGUGCUGACAUGCGAGCUAUGGCAAGCCUCCAUGAGGAGUGUGACUGGAGUAGGCAUGCAGUUAUUCUGGUCACUGGCGUGGUUUUCGCUAGCACUACUAGCUUACCUAAUUAGGGACUGGCGGCAACUUCAGCUGGUUAUAUCAUUGGUUAGUCUUUUCACCAUUCCAUUAUUUUGGGUAAUACCAGAAUCCAUAAUCUGGCUGGCUGCUAAUGGCAAGGGACACGAAGCAGCUGAUCUUCUCCGCAAAGCAACCACGUGGGAUGGCAAACCUCACGCAUUGGAUGACAUCAUCGGUGAUGGAACCGAGAGACUAAUGAGCAUCGCGGGAGACGGUGACGUCAGCAAUCAUGUUACCAAUCAGAAGAAGCAACAGGUUUUUAAACGACUGCGGGAUUUACUCAAAGGCGACGAUAAAAAAGAGGAUGACGGACCCAAGUAUACUUUGUUGGAUAUCUUCAGAUCAAGGAAGAUGUUACUCUAUUCGUCUAUCAUGUGCUCACUUUGGUUCGUAAAUACCCUUGUCUACCAUGGCCUUACCCUGCUGUCGUCAAAGCUUGCGGGAAACAUCUACCUUAACUUCUUCUUCAGUGGGUUGGUUGAGGUACCAGCCUAUAUUGUCUGUAUUCUCGUCCUUCAGACUCUUGGUCGGCGAUGGCCACUAUGUUUCCAUCACGUGUUGACAGGGGUCGCUUUACUCAUUGCUUCAUUUUUACCAGAGGAAACAGAAUCUGGUACUGACAUUAAGUGGUUAAUAACUGUAUUUGCCCUGAUCGGCAAGUACGGUAUCACCUUCUCUUUUGCUGAGGUCGUCCUCUACUGCCAAGAGAUCUACCCGACCAAUCUUAGGAACGCUGGUAUCGGGUUGUCUUCACUGUUCGGCCGGGUAGCCAAUAUUUUAGCACCAUUUUCUACAUAUGUAAUAAAAUUUUUCCCGGGCUUUCCAGGAAUAUUAUUCGGCGUAAUGUCCAUCGUGAUAGGCUUCGUCAGCUUGCUGCUGCCGGAGACGUUGGGCCGACCUCUACCUCUCUCCAUCGAAGACAUUGAGAACUGGGACAGGAUUCCUAGGAAGAGGAGCGAGGAAAGAGGAGUGGUAAAAGUGGAUACUGACAGCAGGCAGGACGAAGAACUUUAGGUGAAGAGUUUCAACUGCACAACCGAUUUCGCCAAGACGGGUUAAGUUACGAAGACAAAUAUUUAGUGGAUGUCCCCUGUCACAAUAAUGUGGUAAAGGUUGCUGUCGAUAGGCAGGCCGACGAUAUUAAGAACUUCAUUAAUGAAGUAAUUAGGAUAAUUUUGUUUCGCUGUCUUAAUCUAUGACAAAGUAGAUUAAGAAACAAGUUACGGUCGUACACUUUUCUUCAGGUAUUGUAAAUAGUAUAUAAAUGUAAACAGUGGCAUUGCUACUAGUUAUAAGUGGAUGCAGGUCUGCAUUUCUAUUUUGUAGUAGGUAAAAAUAAUGGUAAACAAAAACUAAAUAUUUUGUACAAAAACAAAAUAUUUUAGGCCUUUUAGGCCUCUGAUCAGCUUUUACGAGGAGCACUCUCGACCACUGGCAACAUAGAUGGACACUCUUCCUCGCACUCGUCUCCAUCCCUGUGAAAAACAGCACCGCAUCAAGAGAAAUUGUUUAACGCACAAUUACCCAGUUUGAUGUGGAAGAUUCGAUGACGGACUGUAUCUGUGUGACUACGUUCUAUAACGGUCAGGGCCCUAUUGUUCUCCUCCAUUGACUGAACCCCGGUACAUAGCAUCACUACGGGACGACUAUAAUUAGUCUGGUCAGAUAGACAUCAGGUUAACUUAACCAUUGAGUCCUGUUGUGUUUGUGAAUGUCGCCUCCAAACCAGGUAUCACUGGUUAUUAUUCCAUAUCCCAAGUUAUAAAAGCGUAAUGCGCUUAUCAAAGUGAUGUUCAAUUCCCAUUUAUAGAUUUGAAAUGUCUAGCAAAUUAUUUAUAACAUCUCUUAUUCAAAAGGUCAGGGAUUGUUUGUCGGCCUGUAACCUUUUCCGGUAAUCUGUAAUUUCGAUGACACUCUGUCUUAUUUUCAUUAAUGACGCCCAGGAGCUAUAUCUUGUCAUCUGAAGACAGAUCAACUUUCCCCAUAACGGUUUCUCGUAAAAAAAGCCAGAUCAUCAAAUGGUCAACACCUCUGAGCACUAUUGGAGAUGGUUACGAAUGUCCGAGCUAAGGAAAGUAUACAAAUGUACCAGCGUCCGCCUUAGUGACGGUCGUCAAGUCCCCGGGAGUCUAAGAAAGAUGUGCACAAGGGGUCGACAAACAAUAUUUCCCUAUUUAUUCAAAAGGAAAAAGAAAGGGUCACAGUCAGGAAAAGGAUUCACGCCCAACUUCAUUCUUACAAUAAGAAAAGUAAUAAAAACAUUCGUAUCGCAUUCAGCAGAAAUAUAAACCACACAGCUCAUACUUUCAUCCCUUUAAAAGGGUUACAGGGUCUCAUUUACUUCCUGCCACUGUAUCAAUACUAGACAGAUUCUCCCUUGCCCCUUUAGCAAUGAAUUGUGUCGGGGGUUCAAAUAUCUGAACCACAAUAUUUGUUUCCUGAUAUCGUGCAUUGGGGGUGAACCGCGAAUGACUCUGAUUUGCAACAUUGGUGUGGGUUGUUCCCUCGGUCUAUGAUCUUAUGCGGCAAUUUUAUGGCUUCAUGGGGCACCACGAAGUAGAUGGAAGAGGCUACCAUGGACCGAAAUAUCCAAAAACCGUUGAAAAAAGAAAGGAAGUGGUGUGGAUACUCUUGUACAUCUAACAUAAUUUAAUCUGUUAAUCAUCAAUUGAUUAAUCGUGCAGUCUUGCCGACCACGUUAAAGCUAUAGGCUACUAUGUAAUGGCGUAUGUAAAGAGAAGUGAGUUGACAU
This is a messenger RNA of Lineus longissimus, 3763 nucleotides long. Its product is annotated as organic cation transporter protein-like. NCBI's taxonomy places the organism in Eukaryota, Metazoa, Nemertea, Pilidiophora, Heteronemertea, Lineidae. Gene Ontology annotation, biological process: transmembrane transport. The record is from RefSeq and is a predicted model, not a curated record. Bases 307 to 2025 code for a protein of 572 amino acids. Gene Ontology annotation, molecular function: transmembrane transporter activity. The transcript has 10 exons. Gene Ontology annotation, cellular component: membrane.